GGUUCAUAUAUGCAAGUUGAAAAGUCUCCAGAACCUUCUUUAAGUUCAUGCGGCUGAAACCAUGGGCGUAUGUAUUAAUUUACCAUUUUAAAAAGGAACUUUCUGAAAGGAGAAAGACCAACACUCAUCUGAAGAUUUUAUUUUCUGUGCAACUGUCUCUCAUCAAUCUCCUUUCAUGUCAUCUGCUUCUACCUGAACGAUCCUUAAAAACCAAAAUCUAUAAAAGUUUUGGGUUUUAGGGUUACUGCGACAUUUGAUGAUUCCAUUUAAGAUUUGAUUGAAAAGACUCUGACCCAUAAAAAAAACGUCGUAUAAUUUAGUCGAUUUCACCAUGGAACCUUUCUACCCAGUUGUAAAGGAAGAAUACCCUUCUAAUAAGCAAUCUGUGAUUAUAAAUAUGCCGCAACCAAUGGAGGGUCUACACGAUGCCGGACCUCCACCUUUCUUGACAAAAAUAUACGACAUGGUGGAUGAUCAAAGUAUGGAUCACAUUGUUUCUUGGAGUAGAGGAGGUCAAAGCUUUGUUGUAUGGGAUCCACAUGCUUUCUCUGUUAAUCUCCUUCCAAGAUACUUCAAGCACAACAAUUUCUCCAGCUUUGUUAGACAGCUCAAUACUUAUGGUUUUAGAAAGAUAGAUCCUGAUAUAUGGGAGUUUGCGAAUGAAGGAUUUUUAAGGGGGCAUAGGGACAAUUUGAAGAACAUUAAAAGAAGAAAGACGCAUUCACAACCAAUCUCACAACAAGCUACAAAUCAACCUUGUGUGGAAGUUGGAAAAUUUGGAAUCGAUGGUGAAGUCAAACAUCUGAGACGUGACAAACAGAUUUUAAUGAUGGAAUUAGUGAGGCUGAAACAACAACAGCAAAAUACCAGGGCCCACCUUGAAGCGAUGGAAAUGAGAUUACAAGGAACUGAAAAGAAGCAGCAAAAGAUGAUGAGUUUUUUAGCAAAAGCAAUGCAAAAUCCCGAUUUUGUCCUGAAGUUGGUGCGCCAUGGGAAAAGGAAAGAUGUUGAAGAAUGUAGUAUUAUGAACAAAAAGAGACGAAUGAUUGACCAUGGUGAAGGGUCAAAGGUAAUUAAAGAUGAACCAGAAGAGUGGGAAAUGUCUGAGUUAGAUGCACUUGCUUUAGAAAUGCAGGGAAUUGGUAGAUCCAAAAGUAAUCAAGAGGAAGUAGCUAAUUAUGAUCUUGAUGAUAAAGAACUUGAUGAAGAAUUCUGGGAAGAAUUGUUUACUGAACAAUUUGUUUUUUUAGAUCUGAUCCUCUCAUGUGAAUCUUAUCUUAAUUAUCAGACUGGAAGCAUUUUCUUGGCCAGAUUCAAGUGCUUGUUCAAGAUUGCCAUGAAGAUACCACAUAUCAGAAGAUUCUUUGGCUGCUAUUUGGAUGUCGGCUAAAAUAUACUAGUUAAUGGUACACCUGGUAUUAAUUAUUAUUUGGUAUUUUUAAAUAAAAAUGAUAAUGAUUGUGGGACCCAUAUGCGUAUUCAUUAUUGUGCAAGAUAUUUUCAAUUUUAAACAGGAAUUAGGUAAAAUAAUUGACAAAAGAAAGAAUCAAAGAGCCAUACACUCUUUAAUAUGAGCCUAUGAGGUAUAAGUUGUUGUACAAUAUUGUUUCGUAUUUGAGAAAUGUUGCUCCAUAAAGAUGCAUGUUAGUGUGAUCAUAUUGUUACAAUCAACUAUUUAAUCUGGU
Lactuca virosa is the source of this 1685-nucleotide messenger RNA. NCBI's taxonomy places the organism in Eukaryota, Viridiplantae, Streptophyta, Magnoliopsida, Asterales, Asteraceae. The record is from the annotation of a GenBank genome assembly.